Ipomoea triloba (trilobed morning glory) is the source of this 2141-nucleotide messenger RNA. RefSeq names its product UDP-N-acetylenolpyruvoylglucosamine reductase-like. The record is from RefSeq and is a predicted model, not a curated record. Lineage: Eukaryota; Viridiplantae; Streptophyta; Magnoliopsida; Solanales; Convolvulaceae. Gene Ontology annotation, cellular component: cytosol. The coding region runs from base 23 to 1096 and encodes 357 amino acids. The transcript has 5 exons. Gene Ontology annotation, molecular function: FAD binding; UDP-N-acetylmuramate dehydrogenase activity. Gene Ontology annotation, biological process: cell wall organization.
UCUGUUUGUGAAAAAUUUUAAAAUGAUUGCAACCGGAGUUAAUGUAAGAUUGGAGCGGUGGCCCAAAAUAUCAGUACAUCAGUUUACUACAACUACAAUUCAGAGUGCCCUGGAAGCUUCAUCGAUGGUAAUGUCUGCGUCACGCGUUCAUCUUCAUCUUCUUCGAAAACCCUUUACAUGCAGUAGUAGAAGCUUUGGCGACCACGAAUUGACCCAAAACUUGGAUAACCUACAGUUCAUAUGGGGCAAGAAGUCGCUCAGUGAUCUCAGCACUUGGGGCAUCGGAGGCCGGUGUAAGAUUUUCGUUCAAGUCUUCAACCAAACGCAGCUCCUCUCCGCCGUCAGGUAUUGUAGAGAGCGCUCUGAGAGGUUUUUGAUCGUUGGGAAAGGUUCAAAUUGUCUUUUCGAUGACCAGGGAUUCGAUGGCUGCGUUAUACUCAACCGGAUCGACUUUCUGGAGAAGGUGGAACCCGGGGUUUAUCGGGUCGGAAGUGGAUACCCGUUUAACCGUCUGGGCGUGCAGACCGCGAGUGAAGGCUUCACCGGGCUAGAAUUCGCCGGCGGUGUUCCCGGGACUGUUGGUGGCGCUGCUUACAUGAACGCCGGUGCAAAUACCCAGGAGGCCGGUGACUGUAUUCAUACCGUCGAAAUCAUCACCACCGGCGGUCAAACUCGGGUACUAGGAAAACCCGAACUGGAUUUUGGUUAUCGAUCAUCGCCAUUUCAAGGGAUGAAGGACCUAGCAUCCAUCACUGCAGUUACAUUCAAGCUCAAGUUUUCUCAAGAUGCCAAACAAAAACAAAUGGAAUAUUUAGAAAGAAGAAAAAGGAGUCAACCACUGGGAGAGAGAACUGCAGGUUCAGUGUUCAGAAAUCCAUCUGAUUUGGAUGUUUCAGCAGGAGAACUGAUUGAGAGAGCUGGAUUGAAAGGGUUCAGAAUUGGGGAGGCUAUGGUCUCAGAAAGACAUGCAAAUUUCUUCAUAAACCGCGGGGGCGCAACUUCUCACAACAUGCUAGAGCUUAUAGCACUGGUUAAGGAAAUGGUUCAUCAGAAGUUUGGUGUGCAACUCAGGGAAGAAGUCUUAUACAUCCAAUGAUCCAUGGGAAAACAAAGCAGGAUUUCUGGUUAGAGCUUUGGUUAUGAAAUGAACAAGAAUUCCAAUGGGGCAAAAGAGCAAGCAUAGCGACACCGAAUGCCGGAUCUCCACAUCAUUCUGCAGUCCAUCUUGGUAUACUUGCCUGUUAAACAUCAUUCAGCAUUCAUUACAAUUUUCAGUACCUGUCUUAGCAUCAUCCUUCCUAUCCCCCCCAAAAAAAUAAAGGAAAAAGUGCGAUUCUGACCAUUCAAUUGCUAGCCUUUAUAGUUGUUUUAGCCCUUGACUAUCAUAAAGGAGCAAAUGUCACUCUCAAUUAUUUCAAACCGUUACGAUUUCAGUUCUCUGCUAACGGCCCCAAAAAAAACUUCAUUAGGGCUUGAAAAACAUGUGUAGUUCCAUAUUAUUUUAGCAUGCAAUGCCCAUACUUUCACAGCCCUAACAGGCUUCUUUAAACUGUUAGCGGAAUGGCUAAAAUCUGGAAUAAUUGAGUGACAUUUGCUCAUGCAUGAUAGUCCGUGACUAAAAAGACUAAACACCAACAAUUGAAGAUCAAAAUCACACUUUUCCCUAAAAUAAACGAGAGGAAGGUAAAAACAAAUGGUGGAAAUACGCGUAUAUAUGUAUUUAAGAACAUAAGAUGGUACCUUGCAGCAAAAAGAUCCACAGCCAAGAGAUGGAUCCAUGCAGAAGCUAAUGUCAUCUCAUUGGCAAACAUCCUAGCUAUACCUGGAAGCUGGGCAUAGUACAUGAGAGAAUAUUGUGCACUUAAAUGCAUUAGUUCUUGUUCUGUUCUCAUUUAAAAAAGAAUAAAACAAAACACCAUUCCCCCAAAAAAGGAAUUCGAGAUAAAUUCUGCUUUAUAUGGAGUAGUUGAGUACACACCUCUGGCAGCAAGUAUUGGCUAGCAAACAUCAGCCGUAUCGUAUCAGGCGUCCAAGAGAGAUAUAGAAGAUAGCCGUACAAUAGUCCAAGCGCAAUAAAAGGUAUGCCACUUUCCAUUAAGUUUUUGGUCUGCAUUUUAAACAAGCAAUAAGCAUUCUAUCUA